UCCCAUCAUUAAAAAAAAACCCCUAGAAAAAGAAUUGAAAAAGGUCAAAAAGAAAAAACGGAUAAAGAAACAUUGUAGCCUUACGCAUUUCAAAAAUCGCAGAGGGAUUUCUCUCUUCUUUAAGAUUCUUUCUCUUUGAUCUUGGUUUUUGAGUUUAUUUUUUUCAGUUUUAUUUGAAGUCCUAAAAUGUCGAAGAUGCGAUCGAAUGGCAAACCGCCGCUGGGUAACUCUCCGAUCCAGCUUCGUUCUCGCAGGGUCCUGCGAUCCAGUGCAACCACCAUCCAGACUCCACCAGGUUCUUUGACGAAAACCCUGAAUCGCACUCAGGUGAUUGAAGAAUCUGGGCUUCGACCUGAAUACCUCACGAUUUCAUGCGAAUUGCAAGCCUUAGCGAAGAUAGUACGAAACGAACUAGGAAACGGAAGUUCAGAAAACGUGGGGUUCCCUAAUACUUUCGGUGCUAAUUCAAGUCCUCUGUUCGAAAGAGGUAGGUUCUACGAUGAGUACAGUGCAAGAAGGAACGAAAGACUGAAGAGAAAGAAGGGCGAAACUGGAGACGUAGGGAAAACUCCGUACAAACUCGGCGUCACCGUGGAACCCUCGAAAAGAAGGGACACGAAGAAAUUUGAGAGCCUGAGGAAAUCAGUCCCUGCUGCUUUAUCCGUGGAUCGAAGCGAGAAUCCAAGGUAUUUGCUGAGAAGCAGCACCAAAGAAAACAAGAAACCUCCAAUGCCGUUCAACGUGGAGAAGUCUGCUGUCGCCGGAGAUCGGAAAAUCGGAGCUCGAAGAGUCCGGAAAGUCUGAAAGCUGAGAAAUGGAUCUCACACAAUUUGUUUUUGGUUUCUCAGAUCUCAGAAGGUGUUUGAAGGUUGCCUCCAGUUAGGUUUUGCAUCUCUCUACAGUUCAGUCUGAGACUGAUUUCAGUGGUUUUACAUUUUGUGGAGAAAAACUUAUGAUUAGUUGAUUGAAUUUAGACAAAAACAUGAAAAUCAAUCAUUAGGAUUUAUUUUGUCUC
Vitis vinifera (wine grape) is the source of this 1015-nucleotide messenger RNA. RefSeq lists its product as uncharacterized. The coding region runs from base 187 to 804 and encodes 205 amino acids. The transcript is spliced from 2 exons. The record is from RefSeq and is a predicted model, not a curated record. Lineage: Eukaryota; Viridiplantae; Streptophyta; Magnoliopsida; Vitales; Vitaceae.